CCCUCCCCACUUUGAAAAAUUCGUUGAAACUUCUGAAACUAAUCCCCCUCUCUCUAAACCUCUCCCUCUUCACCAACUCUUCCCCAAUUCAUCUUCUCCACCUCCUCUGAUACAUACACAUAUAUAUAGCCCUAGGGUUUCGAAGCUCGCUCUCUGCUGCUAUUCUUGCAAAUUCAUCGCUUGAAUGGCGUCUUCGAGUGGCUUCGCUACCUCUAUUGCUCUUCCCAAGACAACCGCAACCAUGGAGUCUUCGUCCAGCCUCUUCCAUCUCCACAAUUUCUCCUCUUCCGUGCCUUUUUCGUCUUCUCGCUUCCAUAAACCGUCGAAGGCCAUAACAAUGGCGUCUCAGAGAGCGUUCGUGUUCAUCCCUAAAUGCGAUGUUGCUCCUUCGGGCGCUUUGAUUCGCGAUGAUAAGAUCGAAUCGAAGGCUGCGAGUAUUUCUGCUCUCGAGAUGCUCAAGACGUCUGCGGCCGACAGAUAUACAAAGGAUAGAAGCAGUGUCGUGGCCAUAGGACUCAAUGUUCACACAGCACCAGUUGAGAUACGUGAAAAGCUUUCCAUUCCCGAAGCACAAUGGCCUCAAGUGAUUAGUGAGCUUUGCGCUCUUAAUCAUAUAGAGGAAGCUGCUGUUCUUAGCACUUGUAACAGAAUGGAGAUAUAUGUCGUGGCCCUUUCUCAGAAUCGCGGGGUUAAAGAAGUAACUGAAUGGAUGUCAAAGAUAAGUGGAGUUCCUGUUUCAGAGCUUAGUCAGCACCGUUUUCUGCUGUAUAACAAAGAUGCAGCGAACCACCUUUUUGAAGUAUCUGCUGGGCUAGAUUCUGUUGUUCUAGGAGAAGGUCAAAUUCUUGCUCAGGUCAAACAAGUUGUAAAAACUGGACAGGGAGUCCCUGGUUUUGGCAGGAAAAUUAGUGGGCUGUUCAAGACCGCAAUCACCGUUGGAAAGCGGGUUAGAACCGAGACUAAUAUAUCAACAGGGUCAGUUUCAGUUAGUUCAGCUGCUGUAGAUCUUGCCCUGAUGAAGCUUCCGGAACCAUCUUAUGCCAAUCCUAGAGUUUUGGUUGUUGGAGCAGGCAAGAUGGGGAAACUCGUAAUCAAACACUUAGUCGCGAAGGGUUGCCAAAAAAUGGUGGUUGUCAACAGAUCUGAGGACACAGUUACUGCUAUUCGCAAUGAUAUUAAGGAAGUUGCGAUUAUUUAUAAGCCCCUCUCUGAAAUGCUGGCAUGUGCUGCUGAAGCUGAUGUUAUUUUCACCUGUACUGCCUCAAAAACACCAUUGUUCUUGAAAGAGCAUGUUCAGACAUUCCCUCCAGUGAACCAUCAAAUCGGAGGGCAGAGGCUUUUCAUUGACAUAGCUGUUCCUAGAAAUGUGGAAUCGUGUGUCUCGGAUCUUGAAACUUCAUGUAUUUACAAUGUGGAUGAUCUCAAGGAAGUCGUGGCGGCUAACAAGGCGGACCGGAUCCGAAAAGCAAUAGAAGCUGAGGCGAUUAUUAUGGAGGAAGUGAAACAAUUUGAAGCAUGGAAGGAUUCGCUUGAGACUGUUCCGACAAUCAAGAAGCUUAGGGCAUAUGCUGAAAGAAUUAGGGCUUCCGAGGUGGACAAGUGUUUGUCAAAGAUGGGAGAUGAUAUCACGAAGAAGAAAAAGGGGGCGGUUUACGAUCUUAGUGUGGGUAUAGUGAACAAACUACUUCAUGGUCCGAUGCAGCACCUGAGAUGUGAUGGAAGUGACUCUCGGACUCUGAGUGAGAUACUCGAGAAUAUGCAGGCUCUUAACAGAAUAUUUGGGCUCGAUACAGAUAUAUCUGUGUUGGAACAGAAGAUUCGAGCCAAGAUCGAACAGACACAAAAGUAAGCCUUCUUCUAUACACCUGUCUCAAAUUUCCAGAAGAUUGACUCAGGGCGAUUAUAAUUAUACGGUGGUACUGGAUAUUAAUUGGUACCUGGCACGGUAGAACUUGUAGUGAAUUUCUUGAGAUGAAAUUUCACAUGGAAAGAGGAUUUUUUGACAUGAGUUCAUGGUAGGGAAGAAGGUAAAAGAUUUUUGUAGGUGUGGUUGGUCUGUAAUUGGAGCAAUUUGUUCUUGUAGAUGAUGAGUGAGACCCACACCAGAACUGAAUUAUUAUUACUUGUAAUUAACCAUUUUUAAUUCAUACAAGAUUUGUGAUGUUAGAUUCAGACAUCUGCAAAGUUAUUAUCUGUUGUGAUA
Camellia sinensis is the source of this 2203-nucleotide messenger RNA. Its product is annotated as glutamyl-tRNA reductase 1, chloroplastic. The record is from RefSeq and is a predicted model, not a curated record. Lineage: Eukaryota; Viridiplantae; Streptophyta; Magnoliopsida; Ericales; Theaceae. Gene Ontology annotation, molecular function: NADP binding; glutamyl-tRNA reductase (NADP+) activity. Gene Ontology annotation, biological process: tetrapyrrole biosynthetic process.